Aspergillus puulaauensis is the source of this 816-nucleotide messenger RNA. Its product is annotated as class I SAM-dependent methyltransferase. The record is from RefSeq and is a predicted model, not a curated record. Bases 1 to 816 code for a protein of 271 amino acids. The transcript has 3 exons. Lineage: Eukaryota; Fungi; Ascomycota; Eurotiomycetes; Eurotiales; Aspergillaceae.
AUGUCCAACCUAACAGAAACAAACCGCAGACACUUCGACAAAGUCGCCUCCAACCACCAAACCGACUUUGGCGAACUUAUCGCCGCAGUCACUGCCGAGCUCAAACGCCGCCGCGGCUGGAUCAGUGGCACGUUAGCCGGCGACCCAAACACUGACACUGACACUGUUGGCUUACGAGAUGAGGUCCGCCUGCUGGAUUAUGCGUGCGGUUCUGGGACAGUGUCCAAGGCUCUAGCCCCGCACGCAACACACACCAUCGGGCUCGAUCUCUCAGCCAACAUGGUGGCCGAGUACAAUAAAGCGGCGCGGGAAAUAUUCGGAGCGCACGGACCUGGACUCCAACCUGGACGAAUGGAAGGAUUCCAGCACGAUUUACUCGCGGGUUCGAAUUCUGAUUCCGGUUCCGACUCUGGCACUGCGGAUGCGGAGAACAAUCCGCUUCCCAGCGGAACACUUGCGCCCUUUGAUGUCAUUGUUGUCGGGAUGGCGCUGCACCAUGUUACCGAGCCUGGGAGGCUAUUGAAGCGGUUUAGUGAGUUGCUGAAGCCUGGUGGGGUGUGUGUCGUGCUUGAUAUGGUGCCGGGGAGUGCUGAAGUUGGCGAUGACCAUGACUUGAAAGAAUUAGGGCAUGAGGGAAGCGUGUUGGACACGAUUGGGAAGCAUGGAUUCACCGAGGCGGAAAUGCGGGACUUGUAUGAGGGGGUCGGGAUGUGGAGGGGCUUCGAGUAUGCUGUUUUCGAGGAGCGGUUCGGCUUUACCCUCUUUGGACAGCAGGGUAGCGCCUUGGGGUUUAUUGCGAGAGGGGAGAAGCUGUGA